AGGGAGGGAUAGACAGACAGUGUGUCAGACUGGGAGUCAUAACCAGAGUUGGUCUCAGGAUGCCUGCGUACACAACCAACAUGAGGUUAAAGUUCCCCAUUGUGGCCUUGGUUUUGGAGAUUAUCACCAUAAUCCUGUUUGCAGUGUUUGUGGAGUAUGAUGAUGGGAAACAUCAUGGACACAACGAGCAUGACAAACACUUCAAUGAGACUCACCAUGAAAAGGCAUCGAUGGACCUCUACCCUAUGUUUCAGGAUGUCCACGUUAUGAUCUUCAUCGGCUUCGGGUUCCUGAUGACCUUCCUGAAGAGAUACGGGUUCAGCAGCGUGGGCUUCAACUUACUCCUGGCUGCCUUCGGCCUGCAGUGGGGCCUCUUCAUGCAGGGCAUCCGGCACAUGGAUAAUGGCAAGAUCAAAGUCAGCAUCUUCAAAAUGAUCAACGCAGACUUCAGCACAGCUACGGUCCUGAUCUCCUUUGGAGCUGUUCUGGGUAAAACCAGCCCUGUUCAGCUCCUCAUCAUGACCUUACUGGAGAUCACCAUCUUCUCCAUCAAUGAACACAUUGUGGCCGAACUGCUCGGAGCUAAUGAUGUUGGAGCAUCCAUGAUCAUCCAUGCUUUUGGAGCCUACUUUGGCCUGGCAGUGGCUCGAGUGCUUUACCGACCAGGUUUAAGAAAUGGACAUGAGAAUGACGGAUCUGUUUAUCACUCUGAUCUGUUUGCUAUGAUUGGAACCGUCUUCCUGUGGAUGUUCUGGCCCAGUUUUAACUCGGCCAUCGCUGACCCGGGCUUCACUCAGCUCACAGCAGUGAUCAAUACCUACUUCUCCCUGGCUGCCUGUGUGCUCUCUGCCUACGCCAUCUCCAGCCUCGUGGAGCACAAAGGAAAACUGGAUAUGGUGCACAUUCAGAAUGCCACAUUGGCCGGUGGGGUUGCCGUGGGAACAUGUGCUGACAUGAACAUUGGGCCAUUUGGGGCAAUGCUGAUUGGAUUAGUGGCUGGCAUCAUCUCUACCCUGGGCUUCAAGUACUUAAGUUCCAUCCUGGCAUCCAACCUCAGUAUCCAGGAUACCUGCGGUGUUCACAAUCUGCACGGCAUGCCUGGUAUCUUGGGUGGGUUGGCUGGUAUUGUGGCCGUGGCUCUGGGGAAAAAAGAGGGAGGUGAUGCUGCCAUGCAAGCUGCUGCCUUGGGUUCAUCCCUUGGGUUUGCUUUUGUUGGAGGUGCUGUUACAGGUUUAAUAAUGAAGUUGACGAUUUGGGGACAGCCUCCAGACCAGAACUGCUUCGAUGACUCUAUUUACUGGGAGGUUCCUUUGAAGGAGGAGGAGAAGGAGGAGAGCUUGGCUUAUGCCGAUCACUCAUAGAACAAAGCAGACGUUUAAAUACCUGCCCACCGACUGCUGAGCUAGAAAUUAAGAUGUAAAGGAUGAUCAGCUACACCAUGUCAGCUUUUCUUCAUUUCAUCCUUACAUUAUAAAAAGCAUGAAAGCAUAUUUUCUAAUAUUAGCAUAGUAUAUGUAUUUUUCCUCAUACGUUCCUAUAUAUUUCCAUACACCUGGCACAUGUAUUUCUGCUGAGGCUCAGGUCAAAGAGAGGAGUUAAAUCUGCUUUGAUUUGCUGCUUCAUGUCACCUCACUGGAGCCCAGUCCCCAGGGCAGGGAUAGUCAUAAAAUAUGUUGUAACUUCUGAACCUUCGCGUUGCUCAUCUGCCACUGCUUACAACCAUGUUCUAUCGAUCUGAGGGCAGCUGUACAAUAACUUCAGUUCAACGAGCAUUCAAAGCUGUGCAUUUAGAACUGCAGGGCUAGAUUAAACUGACUACACACAGUAGUGUUAAUCAAUGACAUUGACCAGUGGGCAUGUGCUCUUGUUUGUAUUAUAUACUAAUACUGUCAUAAUAAAUGUGUUUUUUAUACAAUA
This is a messenger RNA of Micropterus salmoides (largemouth bass), 1917 nucleotides long. RefSeq names its product ammonium transporter Rh type A-like. Lineage: Eukaryota; Metazoa; Chordata; Actinopteri; Centrarchiformes; Centrarchidae. The record is from RefSeq and is a predicted model, not a curated record. Bases 60 to 1361 code for a protein of 433 amino acids. Gene Ontology annotation, cellular component: plasma membrane. Gene Ontology annotation, molecular function: ammonium channel activity. Gene Ontology annotation, biological process: ammonium homeostasis; ammonium transmembrane transport. The transcript is spliced from 10 exons.